Rhododendron vialii is the source of this 871-nucleotide messenger RNA. Its product is annotated as chloroplastic import inner membrane translocase subunit TIM22-2-like. The transcript is spliced from 5 exons. Lineage: Eukaryota; Viridiplantae; Streptophyta; Magnoliopsida; Ericales; Ericaceae. Gene Ontology annotation, biological process: protein targeting to chloroplast; protein insertion into mitochondrial inner membrane. Gene Ontology annotation, cellular component: chloroplast envelope; TIM22 mitochondrial import inner membrane insertion complex. The record is from RefSeq and is a predicted model, not a curated record. Gene Ontology annotation, molecular function: transmembrane protein transporter activity. The coding region runs from base 128 to 697 and encodes 189 amino acids.
GGGCGGAAGAAAAACGACGACGUGUUUGGUGUGCGGAUAACAACAGUGACACGGGUUAGAAAGCAUGAACAGGUGAAGAGAGAGGGAGAGAGUAUACGGUUUAGGGCUACUAUUAACGGAGGAGACAAUGUCGACGAUGACGGAUUCUCCAGGCUCCGACCCUGAAAACGAACUCGAACAAAGUUCAAACCCUAACCCUAAUCCACCGAGUCCCCCUGUCGUUUGCCUCCUCACUUGUGCCCGCGACUCCGCCGGUAGCGCUUUCAUGGGCUCCAUUUUCGGCUACGGUUCAGGAUUGCUUAGCAAGAAAGGGUUUAAAGGGUCCUUUGCCGAGGCAGGAUCUUCUGCCAAGAAAUUUGCAGUUUUCUCCGGGGUUUACAGCUUGGUUAUCUGCCUUUUGAAGCAUGUGCGCGGCAAGGAUGAUGUCAUUAAUUCAGGCGUCGCUGGAUGUUGCACUGGUCUUGCUUUGAGUUUCCCAGGUACACCGCAGGCCCUCUUACAGAACUGCAUCACCUUUGGCGCGUUUUCAGUUGUCAUUGAAGGGUUUAACAAAACGCGGCCAGCACUGUCACUUCCAUUGUCUGAAAGAAGCAAGAGCAGGCACUUCAGUACACUACCCCCAUUAGCAAUCCCUCUCCCACAUGAGCUUAAAGAGUCUUUUUCUCUUUUCUGUCAAUCAAUUAGAAAACGCGACUAGGGAAGUUAUACUUCUGCUCACUAAGGCCGGAAUUCAUUUUGUUAUGCUUCCGGUUGUCUAGAGAACUGGUGAUAUGGCCAUAAUUUGUAUGUCUAAAUUUUGUAGGAUGUGUUGCAAUCUACACUUUCGACUGGCUUCCUUUUUUGACAUCUCACUUUAAGCAUCUUGAUACAA